Molecule: messenger RNA, 2604 nt
Organism: Conger conger (European conger)
Lineage: Eukaryota; Metazoa; Chordata; Actinopteri; Anguilliformes; Congridae
Product: SLIT and NTRK-like protein 6
Exons: 2
Coding region: 109-2583 (824 amino acids)
Biological process (GO): regulation of presynapse assembly; axonogenesis; positive regulation of synapse assembly
Cellular component (GO): membrane
Molecular function (GO): protein binding
Source: RefSeq, a predicted model, not a curated record
CAAAUAAAUGUCUGAGGAAACUUCUGCUUUCAUCAGAAAAAUAUAAGUGGAUUAAGAGUCAACUUUCUUUUAUCCGUCCGUGUGUUUACCGGAUAUACAUGAGUGAAAAUGUUGUACUGCAUCAUUUUCUUUUCUUCAUUCGUUGUUGCUACUGGGACUCAGAACAUCCAACCCCUCCAGUCAUCAACAGAGGGAUCUUGUGACAGAUUUUGUACUUGCAAAGAAAAAGACAAUGUUUUGAUUGUGAACUGCGAGGAAAGAAAUAUUACCAAAAUAACACAAAUACAGUUGCCUUUAGCCUUACCUUUCCAUCUUAAUCUGUAUAAAAAUGAUUUAGUAGAGUUGAAGGCAGAAGAGCUGGAUGGUUUCAGGAAUGCCAUCUCACUUAAUCUGGGAUCUAACAGUAUACAGCAGAUAGAACCUGGAGUUUUCAGUGCACUUAGCUCUCUUAAGAGGCUCCAUAUUAACAGCAAUUUUUUAGUGACCUUAAAAGAGGACACUUUUCAAGGCUUGCUGAACCUGGAGUACCUGCAGGCAGACACAAACUUCAUCCACACAAUUGAAUCCGGGGCAUUCAGCAAACUAGUGCAUCUCAAAGUGUUAAUACUGAAUGACAACGCCAUUGAAUUCCUUCCCACUAACAUUUUCCGGUUUGUGCCUCUGACCCACUUGGAUUUGCGUGGAAAUCAGUUGCAGUCACUGCCUUACAUGGGCUUUCUGGAGCACCUUGGACGAAUCAUGACGUUUUUGCUGGAGGACAAUAACUGGGUGUGCGAUUGCGAAAUAUUACCUCUGAAAAUAUGGAUGGAGAACAUGAGUGGACAGACUUCUAUAAGUGAGGUUAUUUGUAGCAGUCCCCCCCACCUCCAAGACAGUCUCCUAAGCAAAGUGAAGCAGGAAGUGCUUUGCCCCUCUUACUCUGAGGCAGAUUUAGUGGGGCCCUCCAAGUUACUGCUAAAAGCUACAUCUUCUAAUGCUGAACAGGUUCCAAAAGGAAUGGAUGCCAAAGAUGAUGCAAAGAUCCCAGCUCCAGACCAUAAGCCAGGGGUUGCCUUCUGCAGUGACCAGUGCUCCUGUCAUAUUCAUCCAACUGCAGGUUUUAUAAUACACUGUCAGGACAGAGGGAUUAGAAGAAUCUCAGAUAUUGGAUUGCUCCAGCAAAGCCCAACAAAGCUUGUACUGACAGGAAACAUGGUUCAAAGACUGUUUCAAUUUGAUUUUGUUGCUUUUGAAGGUUUGGAAUUGCUGAAUUUGGCAAACAACCAAAUUGAUUCCAUUGAUGAUAAUACUUUCCUUACAUUAGGCCAGUUAAAAAAGCUUUAUCUGAAUGGCAAUAGAUUGGAAAUGAUUUCCCCGGGAAUGUUUAUUGGACUCCACAGUCUUGAGUAUCUGUAUUUGGAAUAUAAUGUCAUCAAAAAUAUUCUUUCCUGGACAUUUAACACCAUGCCAAAUCUCAAGCUUCUGUAUUUAAAUAACAAUCUUCUUCAAACUCUACCAUCACAUGUAUUUCACAAUGUCCCACUGGCCAGGUUGAAUCUGAGGAAGAAUUUAUUCAUGCACCUACCUGUGAGCAGUGUUCUGGACCAGCUGCUUUCUCUGGAGCAGAUUUAUUUGGAAGACAAUCCUUGGGACUGCAGUUGUGAUUUGGUGGCUCUUAAACAGUGGGUAGGGAAACUCGGGGAAGAUAUCGUUGUGGGUAGGGUUUUAUGUCAGACCCCCAGUGAAAUUGCCAAUGUGGAACUUAGAACUUUGAGACUUGAUGUAAUGUGCUCUGGCUUAAUGUUGCAUUCCCUCCCAACAAAAGAGGGAGUUGAAGGUACACCAGCCACAGUAACCACUGAGAGAAGUACAAAGGGCUUCUUCCAAUUCUUCAAUGCCGUCCCUCUUUCAGUACUGAUCGUUAGCCUACUGAUCAUUUUCUUUGUCAUCAUUUUCUGCGCUGCGGGAGCAGCUGUCUUCAUUCUGCACCGCCGGCAGAGGUCAAGCAAAAAACAGGCCAAUGAUCAGCCAAGGGAGAACAGCCCCUUCCACGUGCAGUACAGCGUGCAGACCAUGCAUCACACGGCUCAGAGGCCCAGAGCUUACUCGUAUAGUGAACCUGCACAGAGUACGGUGAUGCAGGUGUGCAGGAGUCCCACCUACUGCGCUCGUAAGAAAGUGCACGAACUGGACGAGCUGGACGAGCUGAGCCUCGAUGAAAUGAAGCAUGUGUGCCGUAGCCUCCUGGAGCCGACAAAUGACUUGCCCCCUGCUGGGCCCAAUUUUAAACUCAGGGCCAUCACAGACUGCCCAUCAGACUUGGUCAGUCUUGGGGACACGGGUUCCCUAUAUCAAAACAUCCUUAAACGGGAAAGGGACCUGCAGCAACUAGGCAUCACAGACUAUCUCCGAGAAAACAUUGCCCAGCUUCAGCCCCCUGCUGAGAUCCAGGGUCAGGGAAGAUUAAUGGAGGCAAUUAUGUAUGCCCGAUCACGGAAGGUUCUGGUUGAACACUCUAAAAAUGAGUAUUUUGAACUCAAAGCCAAAUUACGCGCAGAGCCAGACUACCUGGAGGUAAUAGAGAAUCAGACUUCAGUAACCUAACAAAAAGCACAUUUUAUGGGU